Molecule: messenger RNA, 1169 nt
Organism: Limulus polyphemus (Atlantic horseshoe crab)
Lineage: Eukaryota; Metazoa; Arthropoda; Merostomata; Xiphosura; Limulidae
Product: protein tweety-like
Exons: 10
Coding region: 116-1162 (348 amino acids)
Cellular component (GO): plasma membrane
Molecular function (GO): volume-sensitive chloride channel activity; intracellularly calcium-gated chloride channel activity
Source: RefSeq, a predicted model, not a curated record
CACUAGCAGAUUACCAUUGUUCCAAGGUUGUCGCGCGGUUUACUAUCCCCCUCCAGUUGUAACUUGUAAUCGUUGUGAGCUGUAUCUUGUAACCGAGACAUAUAUAGGACCAACUAUGAAUUUUUCGUCACAUUAUGGGUUCAAAGUAUCUCCUGUAUCAAGGUGGUUCCACAUUUUCCCACAUGUAGACAUCAGUUUUCAACAAGUAAAUGCCACAUUUGACAUUACUGAUAAUUCAUAUCUUGAGGCCUUAGGAAUCCUUGUGGCUGUCCCAGGGUUCUGGUUAAUCCUCACACUUCUGGCCUUCCUCAUUUUUUUUCUCUGCUGCUGCUGUUGUUGUGGUAACAACAAAAAACAGAAGAAGUUGACACCAUUGAAAUGGACGUUAGGCAUCUUUUCGGUGUUAUGUUGUGGAGCGCUAGCAGUUGGGUUUUAUGGGAACUUCCUAGCCCACGAAGGUAUCCAGAAGGUAGAAGAUGCUACACAAGAAAUGCGAGUAUUCAUCCAGGGAUUUCAUGAUCGUGUUAAUCGCACUGAAUUCAUACUGACCCAAAACGUCAGAGAAAACUUGCAGCAACUGAAUGUGACCUUUAAACAAGCUGGGUCCAAUGCCACUGUCCAGUCUGAAUUACUGGAGUUAAUUCAAAUCAUGUCAAAAAAUAUCUCUCAGUUAACUAAAAGAGUUAGAGAUGUUGAUGCAGCACUUGUAAAUGGGCUUCUCAAAUCAGUAAAUGAAACUAUCCACCUGGUGGAACUGUUCAGAUGGCCAGCAACAUUUGCUGUCUUGAGUUUAUUGGUUAUUUUCUGUUUCAUCUUAAUUGGAGCCGUUUGUCGAACAUCACGCUGCCUGCUUAUCUUUUUUUCAGUGGUGGGACUGAUGUCUGUGGUCAUAUGUUGGGUAUUGGUGUCAUUCUACCUUGGUUUGUGUGUGGCUGCUGGAGAUUUCUGUCUAGAACCAGAACCAUAUCUUCACAAGGAAGUGGAUCCUUUCUUUAAUACAGGUGUAGUUCAAUACUACAUUCACUGUGGUGAGAAGAUGAAGAAUCCUUUCUCAAAGUCUUUCAAGGAGAGCAUCGCUAAGGUGGACAACCUGGAAAGGUCACUUGGUGAGGUCAAGGAGUUAGCUGAACCAAAUUUUCCACAACCGAAGGUAUGCACUUGAUAAGUUA